Nerophis lumbriciformis (worm pipefish) is the source of this 2172-nucleotide messenger RNA. The record is from RefSeq and is a predicted model, not a curated record. NCBI's taxonomy places the organism in Eukaryota, Metazoa, Chordata, Actinopteri, Syngnathiformes, Syngnathidae.
AUGUCUCGGCGGGACCAAAGGUUUCGAAAGGGGAUGAAAGGACGGUGCUGGGAUUGCGGUUGCAUCCUGUCUCAUUGGUACUACGAGCGAGAUGGACAACUGUACUGCAAGAAGCACUACUGGCAGCAUUACGGAGACAACUGUCAUGGCUGCACCGAGACGCUCCAAACGGGGCUUGUUAUGGUCGCUGGGGAGCAGAAGUACCACCCUGAAUGCUUCACAUGUAUGAAGUGUCAAAUGUUCAUUGGAGACGGAGAGAGCUACACACUUGUGGAACAUUCCAAACUCUUCUGCGGUCAGUGCUUUAGUCAGGGUGCAGCAACAUCGCCUUCGUUGCCACCCAUCAAGAGCCCCCACACGGUGGCCCUUGUGUCACUUCCUCCUAAGACAGAUGGACAUCGAGGUCUGACGGUGGCCACUGAACUCAGCCAAGGGAACAGCCCUCUGCUUACCGUGAAAGCGUUAGAUUCAGGCAUCCUCGAUCGUGAUCUGCUGUCUUCGGUCCACGUUGGAGACAAUAUCCUGGAAGUCAACGGCAUUCCUGUCCACAACGUUUGCCCCAACGAGGUAGAUCAUGUGAUCCAGGACACCAGCAGGCCACUGCAGCUGACCAUUGAGCACAAUCCACAGUCUAAGAAUUCCGGAAACGUACAUGAAGACCUGAACUAUGUCUGUGAAAAAGUGCCUUCAACACACAUGCUCCCAAAUCUGGAGGAGGAACCUGAAAUGGCGAUGGAGACAGUCGAACAGAUCAGAACAAGUCUUUCUUCGCCUCAGCACAGAGGAAUCACAGGACUGCGAUCCAGGAACAUCCUGCGAAGCUGCAGCAUUGAAAAGUCAUCCUUGUCGCUCUUAUCCCAAAAGAAGGACAUGGUACGCUCUGAGUCUCUGCGUGCCGACCCUGGGGAUCGAACCCACCGCAUCUUCAGGCCUUCAGACCUCAUCCAUGGAGAAGUGCUUGGUAGGGGCUUCUUCGGACAGGCAAUCAAGGUAACACAUCAGGAGACAGGGGAGGUGAUGGUGAUGAAAGAGUUGAUUCGUUUUGAUGAGGAAACGCAUAAGACCUUCCUGAAGGAGGUGAAAGUGAUGCGCUGUCUGGAUCAUCCCAACGUCCUAAAAUUCAUUGGACUCUUUUACAAGGACAAGCGCCUCCACUUUGUGUCCGAGUACAUCCAAGGAGGAACGCUCAGAGAAACCAUCAACAAAAUGGACAAUGACUUCUCGUGGAAUGUCAGAGUGAGUUAUGCCAAAGACAUUGCAGCUGGAAUGGCCUAUUUACACUCCAUGAACGUCAUCCACAGGGAUUUAAACUCACACAACUGCCUGGUUAAAGAGAAUCAGUCUGUUGUGGUGGCUGAUUUUGGAUUGGCUCGUUUGGUGACCGCAGAUAAGAAUCGCAGCACAAGUUCAUCAAUGGAUCGGCCCCAAAAGGGAACGUUGACGGAGCUCCGUAAACCGAACCGGAGGAAACGUUACACGGUGGUUGGAAACCCGUACUGGAUGGCCCCGGAGAUGAUCAAUGGGAAAAGCUACGAUGAGCGUGUAGACAUAUUUUCUUUUGGAAUCAUGAUUUGUGAGAUCAUAGGAAGAGUAAGCGCUGACCCGGACUUCCUUCCUCGGAGUAACGACUUUGGUUUGAAUGUGGCUGCUUUCAUAGAGCAGCACCAACCCUCACACUGCCCUUUGGCCUUCCUACCUUUGGCUGCCCUCUGCUGUGACCUGGAUGCUGAUCAAAGGCCUUCCUUCACCAAACUGGAAGAGUGGCUGGAGAACCUGCUGAUGCACUUGGACAUUGGCUUGCCACUCCUCUCUGAGAUGGAGCAGCUCUGCAGAAACUUCUGGCAGGACCGAAAGCACAACUCAGAACUGAACAUGUUGUCCACAUCUUCACAUUCUCAUCCAAAUCAUCAAAAUAAAAGCGCAAGCUGCACACCUCAGGAAACAAGCUGGCAUUUGAGUCAAGAACUUGCAGAACAAAAACUAAAUGACAGUUCGUCGGUGUCAAACAUCUGCGAGAGCCAGGGAAAUGGACACGAUCACUCAAAAGAAACCCAAAGCGAACCAGAACUCUGGCCAGUUGACAGCCUGCCUGCAGGACCACCGAAUAGAUCCAGAAGGAUUUGCAGAGUAUUAUGGAACAAAACCACACAAGAUGACCAAUCUUUGCUAUGA